This is a messenger RNA of Aspergillus luchuensis, 534 nucleotides long. It is a transcript of the gene YPI1, whose product is annotated as PPP1R11/YPI1 family protein. Lineage: Eukaryota; Fungi; Ascomycota; Eurotiomycetes; Eurotiales; Aspergillaceae. The transcript is spliced from 2 exons. Gene Ontology annotation, cellular component: nucleus. The coding region runs from base 1 to 534 and encodes 177 amino acids. Gene Ontology annotation, molecular function: protein phosphatase 1 binding; protein serine/threonine phosphatase inhibitor activity. The record is from RefSeq and is a predicted model, not a curated record.
AUGACCAUGUCUCGGACUCGCCAAAUACCGUCUGAGCCAGCAAGUAGUUCUCAACUGGAAUUGACAGAGGAGCAUACCAACACUUCGUCAGCUAUUCCAGGUCCAGCAACACUGAGGUUAAGAGCAGCAGAUGAGCCUGCUGCUAACCGGCCCGAAAUGAAUGAGGGCACCUCCCGACGUAUACGCUGGAGUGAAGAUGUCAUAGAUAACGAAGGAAUGGGAAAAAAGAGUUCCAAAGUGUGCUGCAUCUAUCACAAAAGCCGACCUAUUGGCGAUAGUAGCUCCGAGUCCGAAUCCUCGGACUCCAGUACUUCUAAUUCGGACACAGAUAGCGACGGCGAAGCGGCCUGCCAUAGAAGGACGGGACACCGCCCGCCUACAGGGCAGGGAGAAGACUAUGCUUCUUCUGGUCAGAGGCCUCCAUCGAACAGAGAAGGAAGAACCUGCCGAUCAAGUCACCGAACGAGGAAAACGAAACGAAAACCAAGCCCAAAUGCCUAUGAGAAAAUGCCAAAGACUACAAAGGGCCGUUAA